CUUCCCCCUCUCUGUCUUCACGAGCUCUCCUCCUGAAACCUGCGCGAGGCGGCCACUGAAGCGCGAGGCGACUUUCCCCCCCUCUUCUCCCCUUCACUUCAGUCAACAUGGCUACAGUCGUAACCUCGACCAGAUUCACAGACGAAUAUCAGCUGUACGAGGAACUCGGAAAGGGUGCCUUCUCCGUCGUUCGCCGAUGCGUCAAGAAGUCCACCGGCCAGGAGUAUGCUGCUAAAAUUAUUAACACAAAAAAGCUCUCAGCCAGAGAUCACCAGAAACUGGAGCGGGAGGCAAGAAUCUGUCGUCUGCUGAAACAUCCAAACAUAGUACGACUCCAUGACAGCAUCUCAGAGGAAGGCUUCCACUACCUUGUCUUUGACCUUGUCACUGGAGGAGAGCUGUUCGAGGACAUUGUUGCUAGAGAAUAUUACAGCGAGGCAGAUGCCAGCCACUGCAUCAAUCAGAUCCUGGAGAGCGUCAGUCACAUCCACCAGCAUGACAUUGUGCACAGGGACCUCAAGCCAGAGAACCUGCUCCUGGCCAGUAAGAUGAAGGGAGCAGCGGUGAAGCUUGCAGACUUCGGUUUAGCCAUCGAGGUGCAGGGGGACCAACAAGCUUGGUUUGGUUUUGCAGGGACUCCAGGUUAUCUGUCCCCGGAGGUGUUGAGAAAGGACCCGUACGGCAAGCCAGUGGACAUAUGGGCAUGUGGUCAGUUAGCCAGAAUUCACCUUUUCUGUCUAUUUGUAUGCGUGUGUGCUGUACAGUACAUUUAUACAGAUUUCUUGUGUGUGUGUGUGUGUGUGUGUGUGUCAGGUGUGAUCCUGUACAUCUUGUUGGUGGGCUACCCCCCAUUUUGGGACGAGGACCAACACAAACUGUACCAACAAAUUAAGGCCGGUGCAUAUGACUUUCCUUCUCCAGAGUGGGACACGGUGACCCCUGAGGCCAAGAAUCUGAUCAAUCAGAUGUUAACGAUUAACCCUGCCAAAAGGAUCACUGCCGACCAGGCCCUCAAGCAUCCCUGGGUCUGCCAACGCUCCACUGUGGCCUCCAUGAUGCACCGUCAAGAGACUGUGGAAUGUCUCCGCAAGUUCAACGCCAGGAGGAAACUUAAAGGAGCUAUCCUCACAACAAUGCUGGUGUCCAGGAACUUUUCAGUGGGACGGCAGCAUACCAGCCCUGCCGCUACCACCAGCACGGCCGCAAUGGCACAGGAAGCAUGCAAAACCCUACUAAACAAAAAGUCGGAUGGCGUGAAGUCGCAGGGAAACAACAGUAAAAACAGUGUAGUAAGCAGCAGCAGCACCAAAGACAGCAGCAUGUCAUCUUCAGCACCAAUGGAAGCCCAGACAACUGUUGUACACAACCCAGCUGACGGCACCAAGGGCUCCACAGAGAGCUGCAAUAACACGGAAGAGGAGGACAUGAAAGGUAGGAAAGUGGGUGUCUCUGAGUCUACUAAUACAGACAGUGCAGUGUUAAGCCAGUGCAGCACUACUGAGGAACAGACCCCGACCCUGUCUCCUCACUGCCCACCACCCACCUCUGGUCCCCAGCAGGAGGCUGCUAACAGCUCCAGAGUCCCUGUAGCUCAGACCAGUCCAGCUCAGAGCUCCUGUCCUGAACCAGAGUCUGCUCUGUCACCUCCCGCAGGCAGCAGCAGCAGCAGCAGGAGCAACCUGCAGCAGACUCGUAAACAGGAGAUAAUAAAGAUGACAGAGCAGCUGAUUGAAGCCAUCAACAAUGGGGAUUUUGAAGCAUACACGAGGAUCUGUGACCCUGGACUGACUUCGUUUGAGCCAGAAGCUCUUGGAAACCUGGUGGAGGGAAUGGACUUUCACAAGUUCUACUUUGAGAAUUUGCUGAGUAAAAACAGCAAGCCAGUGCACACCACCAUCCUCAACCCCCACGUCCAUUUGAUUGGUGAGGAUGCUGCCUGCAUCGCCUACAUCCGCCUGACGCAGUACAUUGACAGCCAGGGCCGGCCGCGCUCCUGCCAGUCAGAGGAGACACGCGUGUGGCAUCGCCGCGACGCUAAAUGGCUCAACGUGCACUUCCACUGCUCAGGAGCACCGGCUGCACCCCUGCAGUGAACGGACAACCCAGGCCCAGCUUUGCCUGAACUCUAAAGCUGUUUGGAGCAUUUAUCCUCCGUGGUCGGAUUGGUACCUGGAUCUUGGCCGGGAAGAGGCUGCUUGGAAAGUUGUAAAAACACAAAAGAAGGGAAAAUACAUUACAAUUUAAAAAAACAAACAAAAAAAUAACAACAACACACGCACACACCAAAAAAAAAACAAAAAACAAAAAAAGCGUAUAUCAAAAGCUUGACUGAAUGACCGACCAGCACCAAUCCAG
Messenger RNA from Toxotes jaculatrix (banded archerfish), 2355 nucleotides. RefSeq names its product calcium/calmodulin-dependent protein kinase (CaM kinase) II gamma 2 (gene camk2g2). The record is from RefSeq and is a predicted model, not a curated record. The transcript is spliced from 22 exons. Gene Ontology annotation, biological process: protein phosphorylation. Gene Ontology annotation, cellular component: neuron projection; cytoplasm. The coding region runs from base 108 to 2093 and encodes 661 amino acids. Gene Ontology annotation, molecular function: ATP binding; calcium/calmodulin-dependent protein kinase activity; calmodulin binding. Lineage: Eukaryota; Metazoa; Chordata; Actinopteri; Toxotidae.